GGAUGGGUACAAAAGCGUUUGAUGAAACUGUACAUCGACUGUUGCAAGGAUCUAGAGGAGCCACCCAAUUUCAAAUUGAUAAAGAAGUUAUAUAACUUAGAGCUUUCAGAGGAUGAAGUCAUUGUGUCUGAUUGUGAUUUGCAAGACUUAUCGGCAACACCAUUACUGAAUGCCCUGAAUGCGCACAAGACAGUUGCUGCAUUAAAUAUUUCCCACAAUUUGUUAGGCAAUGGAACAAUGGAGAAACUUCAACAGCUAUUUACUUCGGUGGGUCAAACUUAUGGUGGUUUGCUUUUGGAUUUGCACUGCAACCACUUUGGGCCAACUGCUUUAUUUCAGAUCUGCGAAUGCCCUGUGCUAUUUGCUCGGUUAGAAGUCCUUAACAUCUCUGGAAACCGUUUGACUGAUGCAUGUGCGUCUUACCUUUCAACUAUCUUACAAAAUUGCAAAGCCCUUUAUAGCUUAAAUAUAGAACACUGUUCUAUUACAUCUAGAACAAUUCAGAAGGUUGCUGAUUCACUGGAUUCUGGAUCAGUGCUGACGCAAAUGUGUUUAGGAUACAACCACCCUAUAUCUGGCAGCAGUUUAAUGAAUUUAUUGGCUAAACUUGCAAAUUUAAAGAGAUUUUCAGAAUUGAAUCUGGAUGGUUUAAAGCUAAGCAAGUCUGUUAUAGAUAGCCUUUGCAAACUAUCCAAAACCUCAUGUUUGUCAGGGUUGAUGCUGGGGGGUACUAGCAUCGGAACUGAUGGUGCAUUGCAGUUAAUCGAGUCAUUGUCCAGUGGGGCUCCAGAAUUGGUGAAGCUUGAUCUAUCAACUUGUGGACUGGUAUCUCAAUGCAUUGUCAGACUCAAUACUGAAGUUUCUUUGAUCAGUAGCAUUAUGGAACUGAAUCUUGGAGGAAAUCCCAUCAUGCAAGAGGGUGGCAAUGCAUUGGCAUCACUGCUCAUAAAUCCUCACUGUUGUUUAAAAGUUUUGGUCCUGCGCAAAUGUCAACUUGGCCUUCUUGGUGUUCUUCGGAUACUUCAGGCAUUAGCAGAUAAUUGCUUUCUUGAAGAGCUCAACUUGGCAGAAAAUGGCUGUCUGGAUAAUGAUAGUACUUCACUCUACAGCCUAAUAACAACUAAAGAGAGCCCGAACUCCCUGCAGACAAAUCUCAAUUUUUUUGGCUCUUCAUUGAAGGCAUCAGCACCAGUGGAGGAUCAAGCUGCUGAACUGGUAUUGUGUACAGCUAAAACUGACUGCAAUCACCUAGAAGUUGCUGAUAGUGAAGAUAAGCCAAUCAGGGUGGACCCUGCCGUAUCUGGUUUUGAUGGCAGUUGCAUGAGCUCGUCUCAAAAGAAUCCUUCUAAUUUGGAGUGCCAAUACAUUCAAGAGCUUUCAACUUCUAUUACUAUGGCGAAACAGUUGCAGUUACUGGAUCUUAGUAAUAAUGGAUUCUCAGAAAAAGUUGUAGAAAUGUUAUAUACUGCAUGGUCAUCAAGUUCAAGAGCUGCUUUAGCCCAGAGGCACGUUGGGAAACAUACAAUCCAUUUUUCCGUGCAGGGGAACAAGUGUUGCAGCGUGAAACCCUGCUGCAGAAGGAUAUAAGUCUCUUCUAAUAACUUCAAAUUUAUUCUAAGAUUAUAGUAAAAAGCUUCACAUCAGACAGGCAGAGACAACCUUGUGUGCGUGUCCUCCUUAUUCUUCAACCGGGUUACUUCAAAUCUGCAACAAAUUUUACGAUGGCAUCUUCUUAAAUGUCACAUGGUAACACGAAUGGAGCAUGCACACAAUGUUAAUGUAAAUAUAUUUGAAGCUUACAUGCAUUCCUUUUGGUUUGCUGGAUCAUGACAUCCAUUCCCAUAUCGAUUCUAGUCCCUCCCUCUUGAGGACCAGUAGCCACUACCUAUAUUACCUUGGUAUCGCUUUUACUUGUGCUAUAUAUGGCAGACAAUUUUGUAAAUUGACUGCUUGUAGUUUGGAAUGAAUUAUGUACAAUCAUCUCGCAUUGUGCUUCUAGGCUUGCUAUUUGUGAAUUUGAC
Messenger RNA from Ilex paraguariensis (yerba mate), 2021 nucleotides. NCBI's taxonomy places the organism in Eukaryota, Viridiplantae, Streptophyta, Magnoliopsida, Aquifoliales, Aquifoliaceae. The record is from the annotation of a GenBank genome assembly.